Messenger RNA from Hippocampus zosterae (dwarf seahorse), 2897 nucleotides. It is a transcript of the gene znrf1, whose product is annotated as zinc and ring finger 1. Lineage: Eukaryota; Metazoa; Chordata; Actinopteri; Syngnathiformes; Syngnathidae. The record is from RefSeq and is a predicted model, not a curated record. Bases 725 to 1378 code for a protein of 217 amino acids. The transcript is spliced from 6 exons.
GGCCUGUCUAUAUUUAUUAUCGGAGUUUGCGCACUGAGCGCUUGCUUCCAUUGUCUGGCGGGCCGAGGCGAAGAUUCACGAGAGGAUCUGGGGGGUGGGCCACCCCGAUUUCCAGUACAGCAGCUUAGUUGGAGAAAAAAAAAAAUAAAACGCCAUCGCGGACAUAUUGCCGUGCCGCGACAACCAGACAGACAGCAACAGUUGUCACGAUUCCUGAGUCGAGAUGAGACGGGAGCGGCGGAGCGAACAUUGCGGCGCCGCCGCCGCCGCCGCCGCUGCUGCUGCUGCUCGACUGCCGCGUCCCUCCUACUGAGGCGCAACCUCGUUUAUCACCUGGAUCGGCGAGGGGGACGUUGUAUGCGUGCCCGUGUGUGCGUGCGUGUGUCAUCCUGGGAUAUCUGCGUCAUUUGGCGUGCCAGCCGUCUGUCGGUGCUGUCGGGGCUUGUCCGUGGGAGAGCCAGAUCCAGACGCCCGGGCUGGCCGAUGAUCCGCUCAGCGGGGGAAACGAGCUGUUGCGUCUGCACGGAGUCAUAGCUGACGUGCCUGCGGAGCCGGACGCACACAGGCGCCACAGGGUAGACAGACGGACGGACGGGCGGGCCGGCCGGCCGGCAGACAGACAGGAGCGAGAGGAGGGGGCGACAGCCUGUUACGGCUCCCUCGACCCUUUGCGGAUCGAGCCGAGCCCCCUCCCGCUUCGACCAACAACCCCCCCUUUUGUUGGAUGGGGGGGAAGCAGAGCACGACGGGGCGGUCCCGGGGUGCUUUUCCCGGCGUUUCUACGGAUGACAGCGCGGUCCCACCAUCGGCCCACUUCGGCCACUACCGAUCAAACGGCACCAUGGGCCUGCGGAGCCGCUCGGUGAGCUCCGUGGCCGCGAUGGGCAUCGAGCAAUCCCCCGCGGUGCCUUUCGGCUUUUACACCCCCAGAGGCACGGGCUCGGAUCGAGCCGGAGGAGGGUCAGGGAGCACACCCGCCGCCUCUCACGGAAGCGACUAUCAGGACAGUGGCGGUGGACGGCAUCACACAGACGGGGUGCUUUAUCUGGGGUCCCGGGGGUCGCUGGCUGACACCUUGCCCCUUCACAUCGCUCCCCGCUGGUUCAGUACGCACAGCGGAUUCAAGUGUCCUGUGUGCUCCAAAUCUGUGGCGUCCACUGAAAUGGAAGUUCACUUCAUCAUGUGUCUGAGCAAGCCCCGACUCUCAUAUAACGAUGAUGUGUUGGCGAAGGAUGCCGGCGAGUGUGUGAUCUGUCUUGAAGAACUGCAGCAAGGAGACACCAUAGCCAGACUGCCGUGCCUCUGUAUCUACCACAAAAGCUGUAUAGACUCGUGGUUUGAGAUCAAUCGGUCCUGCCCGGAACACCCGUCUGACUGACUGACCACAAGCCCGCUGACAAUAUUGUUCAAGGAGGGCUAAAGGUCACGCCGUGGUUAUCUGGACGCAGGUGCAACCAAAUCGGAAGAAGCAAUCAAACCAAUAUGUAUGUCUUGAAUCUUUCCCUAGGAAGAUACCUACUCGAAAUGAAGCAACCAAAUCAUUAAAAAAGUGGCUCAUCGUCAGACCUUCCUUUCUGCCAGAGACCUUAUAACAGUUAUCUGCUCAAAUAGACUGACUACAACCCCAACAGUCCUUCAAAGGGCUUCAUCUGCCUCAUCUCCCUCCCCAAACUCGUGCGUGGCCACUUGCCUCUCUCACGUGUUCAGAUCGUCCUCUCGUCAAGAUCAAGGUCUGCCGGUCUCCAGCCCUCCCCAUGGCCUUAACUUGGAAACAGAGAGGUAGCAGCCUGACAAAUGUGGAACAGAGACAGGAAUCACAUCACACCAAGAAAAGGGGACAGGAGCACAAAGGAAAAAAAAAAUAUGUUUGAAUGAACAAGAUCGAAUUAUCUUGUACAAUAUUCAGUGAGUCACUCAGUUGUCGGCGUCAUAACAUACCGGGCGCCUCGAUGUGCAGCCAUUCCAUUACCCCCCACCCCCCAUCCACCCCUCCCACCGAUGUGCUGUUCCUUGCAAGUUUUGAAUAAUCUGAACGCUCCUUAAAAUAGCGAGCGAAAUUGAUCUGAUUUGGAGACAUGUCAAUGUCAAGCAUAACAUCGAGGCAGAUGGAGGAGGAGGUCUGCCGAGAAACAGUCUGAGCAUGUUCUGCUCCAACUUCCCACUUGACAAGGAAGGCCAGCGGUGUAGUAACGCUCUCUGAAUGCGUAACAUUUUGGGGGUACUGUAACCCGGCUUUCGUGCAUGUGCGUCUGAGUGAAAGGUUGGAGACUGACUGGAACACUACUCUGUGUGCCUGUGUGUAGGUCUGCGUAUCCAAAUGUUUACAAGCUAAUGUUGAUGUUCCCUGUGUGUGACUGGCAUUCCUCCCUUUACUUUGCUGAUGUUUACAGCUACUGAGAAGCUAUGUGGCAUAUUGUACACAUUACACAUGUACCUCUUUUGGUUUGCCUCUCCAAUUUUUUUUUUUUUUUUAAUUUAGAUGAGCCUGAUUUUUCAAAUGUUGUUUUCCUUGUGAAAGCCUCAAGAGUGAAGAGCGUCUCAAUGUGUGCCACUUUUUGAUCUAUGCUGCUCUUCCUGCUAGCGUAGGUGAGACUGCUCAAAGCCGAAACAGAAACGUGAGCGACUUGGACCCCAAAAUAGACUGCGGUCCCAUUGUAGAGCAUUUCAAGGGGCUUAUUUGCUUAAUUGUUCAUAUUUAACACAAUUUGUUUAAUAUUACAAUCGUGUGAGAUAUUACUCACUCUUCAGAAUGCCAUGAGGUGAUAUAUGAAAAGACUACUCCAAAAGAAAUACAUGCAUAAACAAAGCUACUGUAAACACAUGUUGGAAUAAAUUGCGCUAGAUGAGAUUCUGCUUUGAUUUACAUGAACAACUUUUCAUUAAAUGUCUGAAUCAUG